AUGAAGCCGUGGCGGUCUCAGCAUCGUUGCUGGGCGCAACAUCAAUUGGUAACAUGGCCACGAGAAACAAAGACAGUUUCAAAAGGCUUUCAUGGUGAAUUUCCUGGUAAAGUGAGAGAACCGCAUGAAGGAAGUAAGGAAGUGUGCUUUUGUGAAAGGGAACCUGAGGUUCAUAUUUACACAAGCGAGAUGAUCCGGAGCCUAGGCUCCUUUGCAAUGCUCGAGAGCUCGGCUGGUUCAUGGCAAGCAUGCCAUCGUUUCAGUCGUAGUUGCUGCACUCGACGACUGCGCCAACCGCCAGAGUAUUAUCACGAAGAAAUGACAUCGCACAUUCUCCAAGGGUCGGGGAAACCAGAUCCAUUAGGCGACACGGUACACAGUCUGAAGACGGGGCUGGAGAGAGAUGGUUUACUGUCGCUUGGGAUCCAAUUGUGGACCCGGAUGCCAGGCUUUGCAUCGUCAUGA
Lobosporangium transversale is the source of this 465-nucleotide messenger RNA. RefSeq lists its product as hypothetical. Bases 1 to 465 code for a protein of 154 amino acids. The transcript is spliced from 4 exons. The record is from RefSeq and is a predicted model, not a curated record. NCBI's taxonomy places the organism in Eukaryota, Fungi, Mortierellomycota, Mortierellomycetes, Mortierellales, Mortierellaceae.